UCAUCGUAAUAACUUGAUGUAACGUAAAUAUCGUAAAUAUUUAAUAAAUUGUUAUGUGAAGUGUACCGGUCCUGACUUCGCAACAAUAUCACCUCGCCAACGAAACCCAUAACAUUCCCAAAACCACAAAGGAAAUGCAAUGCCAUUGAUAUCCUAAUAUUGGAGUCAUCAUUUAUGGGUAAAAUGUUCAAUAUACCAGAAUGGGAGGACACUCCCGACAAUAUCGUCAGUUUUCCGAUGAAGUUUGAAAAAGAAGAGCAAACAAAUGAAAAUGAGAACAUGGAAGUAACAGAGUCCCCUAAACUAACAGGCGGCGUAAAACCCAAGUUCAAAACAAAGAACCUUAGUAAGAAGGUAAAUAAUGCCAACAAUUUAAUUAAAAAUAAGGACAAAGUCGAUAUCUCGAAUAAAAAAAGUACAAAAAAAAAGAUUGAGAGUUCAAAGAAAAAAGAAAACUUGUAUGAUACAGACAAAUUAGAUGAAUUGACAAUAAACGAGAAAAAACGAAAACUAGAUUUAUAUAAAGGAGAUGACAUGGAAAAAAUAUUAUUCAAUGAAAACACAGAGAUCGAAACAAAUGAAUGUAUCAAACCAGAUAACAGUGUAAGUAACCACAAAAAUAAAUCAAGUAAAAAAGAAUCAAUAUUACCAAAGGUCGAAUUACUUAAAGAGAAAAAGAAAAAAAAAAAGAAAAAGUCUAAACAAGCAAAAGGAGAUCAGGUUAAUUCCGAUAACAAUAUGGAAACAGAUAAUAAAAUCAAUGAAAAGGUAAACCAACCACAGAGUAUGGAUAAAAAGUUAAAGAAAAAAGUUGAAAAGAGAAAAUCAUCCGUAUUGAAGGAUGGCUCGGUGAGUGACAGUGAAGAUACAGUAAAGAGAGCAAAGAAAGUAAAAGAAACAAUUGUUCAGACGAAAGAUGACAAGAAGAAAGUUAUUAUAAAGACAUUGUUGCAAAAAAAUAAUGUAAGGAAUAGCAUAAGUGUGAACAGCAACAAGCUCCGAGAGAGGAUGAUGGAAAGACUCAAAGCUGCUCAGUUCAGGUAUCUGAAUGAGAAGUUGUACACUUCAUCUGGAUCAGAUGCUCGGCAGCUGUUCCAGGAGGAUCCUGGCGCUUUCCAAGUGUACCAUGAGGGUUACCAACAACAGGUGAAGAGGUGGCCCAUCAAGCCGCUUGAUGUCAUUGUUAAGAGGAUACAGAAGAUGCCCAAAAGUUAUGCCAUAGCUGACCUGGGUUGCGGGGAAGCAGAGCUGUCGACCCGUGUUGUGCAAAAGGUGAGAUCGUUUGAUCUCGUGUCAACUAAGCCCUGUGUGGAGACAUGUGACAUGGCACACACUCCCUUACUGAGCGCCUCCAUGGAUGUAGCUGUGUAUUGUCUAGCGUUGAUGGGAACUGACCUCACACAAUAUCUCAUCGAAGCUAACAGAAUACUCAAAGUUGGCGGCCAUCUUCUGAUAGCGGAAGUCGAGAGCCGUUUCCACGACGUCGAUACGUUCACGAGCGACGUUCAGAAACUUGGCUUCAGUCUUAAAAAGAUCGAUAAAUCCCAGAAGGUGUUUGUGUUCAUGGAGUUCACCAAGGCCCGCGACCCUCCGGCUAAGAAGGGCAAGUUGCCGAAUAUGUCCUUGAAGCCAUGCGUUUAUAAGAAACGAUAAAUAAAUCAUACAAUUUA
Molecule: messenger RNA, 1670 nt
Organism: Danaus plexippus (monarch butterfly)
Lineage: Eukaryota; Metazoa; Arthropoda; Insecta; Lepidoptera; Nymphalidae
Product: ribosomal RNA-processing protein 8
Exons: 6
Coding region: 175-1653 (492 amino acids)
Biological process (GO): rDNA heterochromatin formation; cellular response to glucose starvation; regulation of transcription by glucose
Cellular component (GO): nucleolus; rDNA heterochromatin; chromatin silencing complex
Molecular function (GO): methyltransferase activity
Source: RefSeq, a predicted model, not a curated record